AUGCAGUUACCAUGGCUAUUUUCUUUGUUGGCACCCCUUCUAUACUUCGUCACUGUCAUAGAUGCAGCUCCAGAAAGAAAUCGUAACAAGCCAUCCUAUUCUAGCAAUUUAAGAGAGAAUAAACAAUCAAACAAAGCAAAGAACAAAAGCAGCAAGCCAAAUAUCAUAUUAAUCAUGACUGAUGAUCAGGAUCUGAUGUUAGGUUCAAUGGAUGCUAUGAAUAAAACACGCCAUAUAUUAGGUGAAGGUGGUGCUACAUUUAAUAAUGCCUUUGUGACAACUCCGAUGUGCUGUCCAUCUCGAAGUACAAUAUUAACAGGACUUCACACACAUAAUCAUAAUGUGUAUACAAAUAAUGAACACUGUGGUUCUUUGAGCUGGAGAAGAGGACCUGAAACAAAAACAUUUGCAACAUUUUUGAAAGAUAAUACUUAUAGAACAGGUUAUUUUGGUAAAUAUUUAAAUACCUAUAAUGGUACAUAUAUACCACCAGGAUGGAUGGAAUGGGUCGGAUUGGUUCACAACUCCAGAUUUUAUAAUUAUACUAUCAAUAGAAAUGGCAAAAAAAUUCGAAUGAAAAAUGACUAUUACAAAGAUUACUUGACAGAUCUGAUAGCCAAUGAUAGUGUCACAUUCUUCAAGUUAUCAAAACAAGUUUAUCCAACGCGACCUGUAGCAAUAGUGUUAUCAAUGCCAGCACCCCAUGGACCUGAAGAUGCAGCUCCACAGUAUCAGCAUAUGUUUUCUGGAGUCAUGACACAUAGGACUCCAACAUGGAAUAUAGCCCCCAAUCAUGACAAGCACUGGAUUUUUCAAUAUACUACUAAAAUGGAACCACAGCAGAUUGCAUUUACAGAUAUUUUACAACAAAAAAGGUUACAAACAUUAUUAUCUGUUGAUGAUGCUGUAGAAAAGUCGUACAAUAUGUUGAAAGAGAUGGAUGAACUGGACAAUACUUUUAUAAUUUUUACAUCAGAUCACGGCUACCAUGCAGGUCAAUUUGGUCUUGUUAAAGGGAAGUCCAUGCCCUAUGAUUUUGAUAUAAGGGUUCCAUUCUAUAUACGAGGGCCAAAUAUACCUCCUGGUAUUCAAAUUCCUAACAUCAUAUUAAAUGUUGACAUAGCGCCAACAAUACUGGACAUGGCUGGCAUCCCAAUACCACAAGAAAUGGAUGGAAAAUCAGUAUUAAAACUGUUAUUCAAUGGUACCAGAGGAAGGUCAGGGGACAAAAAGAAAAGACAAUGGAGAGACACUUUCCUGGUUGAGAGAGGGAAACCAAUUGAGGAAAGGGAACGCUCAAAUUACUUACCAAGAAAUGAGAGGAUGAAAGAGGAAUGUGCCAAACCAGAAUAUCAGUCACCAUGCCAACCAGAGCAGCUCAAGGAGUGUGUGAUGAACGAAGAUGGAACACUUCGAUUUAAAAAAUGCAGAAAUGAAAAGAAAAGCAGAAAAAAGAGAAAGAAAUGUCGGUGUAAUAACAGCAGCAGAAAACUUGGCAAAAAGGAAAAAAAGUCACAGCGAUUAUUUAUUAGAGAACAUAUAAGCCAAGAUGAUUAUAAACCUCGAUUCAUGAGAUCUAGAAAUGUCCGCGAUACAGAGGCAGAUUUAGAUGAUCCAUUUUCAUUCCAGUUACCUGACAAUAAAGCACUGUCUGAUGGAUCAGUAAGAAAUGCUGUUGUCGACCCCAAAUGUCAGAUUUAUCCAAACAGAACAGUAAUGUGUGAUAAUAUGGUCUCAUCAUCAAAAGAAGCGUGGAAUGAACAUUCACAGUUUGUAUCAAUGCAAAUAAAGGAACUCAGGGAAAAAAUUAAAGAUUUAAAGGAUAUCCAUAAUUAUCUGAGAAAAGCAAAGCCACCAAAACGUAAAUAUUGCAUAUGUAAAUCUGGGGACUUGGAAUUGGAUGAAGAAGAUCUGGAAGAAAGUGAUGAAGAUGAUGAUGACAGUAGUAUUGUAGAAUCUGCAACUGUUUAUUCUACUGGUGAAAAGAAAAAUAGAAAAGAAAAUUUAUCUGAAACUGAUAAGAUGGCUGUUUUGGACAAAUACAUUGAGAGAUUACACAAAAAAUUUGAUCUGUCAGAAGAAGAAAUUGACCAGCGUGUACAAAAGAAAGCUAAAAAACUGAAGAAAGCAGGUAAAAAAAUAACUGACGUUGAACUAAAGGAAGAGGAAGAUGCCUGUCAGAAGCCUGGAUUAAAUUGCUUUUAUCACCAUAAUAAUCACUGGAAAACCCCUCCUCUUUGGACGU
Molecule: messenger RNA, 2245 nt
Organism: Saccoglossus kowalevskii
Lineage: Eukaryota; Metazoa; Hemichordata; Enteropneusta; Harrimaniidae
Product: extracellular sulfatase Sulf-1-like
Molecular function (GO): N-acetylglucosamine-6-sulfatase activity; glycosaminoglycan binding
Source: RefSeq, a predicted model, not a curated record